AUGGAGAGAGUUCUUUUUUUCUUCUUCAUCUCAUCUAUUGAAUCAAGGAGCUGCUGCUUGCUGCUGCACACACACAGAGGGAGAGAGAGACACACACACACAUACAGAGAGAGAGAGAGACUGGAGUCCCAAAAGCCCCGGGAGUCAGAGACAGCUCUGCGCUGAGACAGAAUGGUACAGCGCGUCGAGACAGAGCAGCAGCCAGCACCUCCACACCAGCAGCACCACUGAGAGCACGAAAAGCUCCAGCCCUCCUUUGCUUUGCUUUCACAGAGGAAGACAAGAGGGGGAAGGGGGGGAGGCUGGUUUCUUUAAGCUGCAAAAGGAGCAGUAGAAAGUUAAAGCCGGAGGAACGAAGGGGGGAAGGCAAAUCACUCACUCCACUCGCAGACGCACUGGAUGUGGGAAGCGGUAGCGCCAGAAAGCUCCGGAUCAUCGCGAAAUGUUGCAAUGGAAGGCGCAGGGUCUGACUCGCCCGGAGCAGCAAGAGGAGCAGCAGCAAACGCGGUAUGAAGAGGUGGUCUGUCAGCAGCAGCCUGCGGAAAGAAGCGCCAGCAGCCCAGCAACCCUCCCGUCCCCCUGGAUCGCCCCAAAGCAGCAGCGCGCUGCGGGGAAUCACAGAGGACCCAGCCCGUGGGUCGCCAAAACAACAGCAGCAGCAGAGGCAACAGCCCCGUCCCGGCGGCGGCAACAUGGCCUCGGCUGUUAACGUUUCGGAGCCGGAGAGCAGCAGCGGUGCUGGUGGCGGUGGCUGCUGCAGAGACCUCGAUCGGCCGGGGAGAAGCUGUAGCAGAAGGCGGAGAAGGACCGGAGGGAACAGACGCGCCGCGGCACCGGAUCUGGAGUAUCUGCAGCGGCCAAGCUACUGCGAUGCAGCUUUUGCCUUGGAGCAGAUUUCAAAGGGGAAGGCUACUGGAAGAAAAGCACCGUUGUGGCUAAGAGCGAAGUUUCAGAGACUAUUAUUUAAACUGGGCUGUUACAUUCAAAAAAACUGCGGAAAGUUUUUGGUUGUUGGCCUCCUGAUAUUUGGGGCUUUCGCUGUAGGAUUAAGGGCAGCUAAUCUCGAAACCAACGUGGAGGAGCUCUGGGUAGAAGUUGGUGGACGAGUGAGUCGGGAGUUAAAUUACACGCGCCAGAAGAUUGGAGAAGAGGCCAUGUUUAAUCCCCAGCUCAUGAUUCAAACACCACAAGAAGAUGGUGCUAAUGUACUAACAACAGAAGCACUCAGACAGCACCUUGACUCUGCACUUCAAGCCAGCAGGGUACACAUUUAUAUGUACAACAGACAAUGGAAAUUGGAACAUUUAUGUUUUAAAUCAGGAGAACUUAUCACAGAAGCAGGGUACAUGGACCAGAUUAUAGAAUAUCUUUAUCCUUGUUUAAUCAUCACGCCUUUGGACUGCUUCUGGGAGGGGGCAAAGUUACAGGCAGGGACUGCCUAUCUAUUAGGGAAACCUCCUUUGCAGUGGAUAAACUUUGACCCCUUAGAAUUCUUGGAAGAGUUAAAAAAAAUAAACUAUCAAGUAGAGAGUUGGGAGGAGAUGCUGAAUAAAGCAGAGGUUGGUCAUGGUUAUAUGGAUCGACCUUGCCUGAAUCCUACUGAUCCCGAUUGUCCAGUCACAGCCCCCAACAAAAAUUCAACCAAACCUCUUGAUGUGGCCCUUGUUUUGAGUGGUGGAUGCUACGGACUGUCAAAAAAGUACAUGCACUGGCAGGAGGAGUUGAUUGUAGGUGGAACAGUCAAGAAUGGUACUGGAAAACUUGUCAGUGCUCAGGCUUUACAGACCAUGUUUCAGUUAAUGACUCCUAAGCAAAUGUAUGAACACUUCAAGGGGUAUGAGUAUGUUUCACACAUCAACUGGAAUGAAGACAAGGCAGCCGCAAUUCUGGAAGCCUGGCAGAGGAUGUAUGUUGAGGUUGUUCAUCAAAGUGUUGCACAAAACUCUACUCAGAAGGUGCUUUCCUUUACUACAACUACUCUGGAUGACAUCCUAAAAUCAUUUUCUGAUGUCAGUGUUAUCAGAGUUGCUAGCGGCUACUUAUUAAUGCUUGCCUAUGCCUGUUUAACCAUGCUGCGGUGGGACUGUGCCAAGUCCCAGGGUGCCGUGGGGCUGGCAGGAGUCUUGUUGGUUGCACUCUCAGUGGCUGCAGGAUUGGGCCUGUGCUCAUUGAUUGGAAUUUCCUUUAAUGCUGCCACAACUCAGGUUUUGCCUUUUCUUGCUCUUGGAGUUGGAGUAGAUGACGUUUUCCUUUUGGCACAUGCAUUUAGUGAAACGGGGCAGAAUAAGAGAAUUCCAUUUGAGGAUAGAACAGGUGAAUGUUUGAAGCGAACAGGAGCAAGCGUCGCCCUUACAUCUAUCAGCAAUGUUACUGCCUUCUUUAUGGCUGCCUUAAUUCCUAUUCCUGCUUUACGGGCAUUUUCACUCCAGGCUGCUGUUGUUGUGGUAUUCAACUUUGCCAUGGUUCUGCUAAUUUUUCCUGCUAUUCUAAGCAUGGACCUUUACCGUCGGGAGGACAGGAGAUUGGAUAUAUUCUGCUGCUUUACAAGUCCAUGUACUAGCAGAGUGAUUCAGAUUGAGCCUCAAGCAUAUGCAGAUAAUGAUAACACUCGCUACAGCCCUCCACCACCCUACAGCAGUCACAGUUUUGCACAUGAAACUCAGAUUACAAUGCAAUCUACAGUGCAGCUGCGCACAGAAUAUGACCCUCAUACCCAGGUGUACUACACCACAGCAGAGCCCCGCUCAGAAAUAUCUGUGCAGCCAGUCACAGUGACACAGGAUAACCUCAGCUGCCAGAGCCCAGAAAGCACAAGCUCGACAAGGGAUUUGCUUUCCCAGUUUUCAGACUCGAACAUGCAUUGUCUUGAGCCACCCUGUACUAAAUGGACGCUCUCAUCUUUUGCCGAAAAGCAUUACGCUCCAUUCCUGCUAAAACCAAAAGCCAAGGUUGUGGUUAUUUUCCUUUUCCUGGGUUUACUUGGGGUCAGUCUUUACGGUACUACCCGGGUGAGAGAUGGACUGGAUCUCACAGACAUUGUACCACGGGAAACCCGAGAAUAUGACUUUAUUGCUGCACAAUUCAAGUACUUCUCCUUCUACAACAUGUAUAUAGUGACACAGAACGCAGACUACCCCAACAUCCAGCACUUACUUUAUGACCUUCACAAAAGUUUCAGCAAUGUUACAUAUGUUUUGUUGGAGGAAAAUAAGCAGCUUCCCAAAAUGUGGUUGCACUACUUUCGAGACUGGCUGCAAGGUCUUCAAGAUGCAUUUGACAGCGACUGGGAAACUGGGAAAAUCACAUACAACAGUUAUAAAAAUGGAUCUGAUGAUGCUGUUCUGGCCUACAAACUUCUGGUGCAAACAGGCAACCGCGACAAGCCCAUCGACAUCAGUCAGUUGACUAAACAGCGUCUGGUGGAUGCAGAUGGAAUCAUUAACCCAAAUGCUUUCUACAUCUACCUGACAGCCUGGGUUAGCAAUGACCCCGUGGCCUACGCUGCCUCUCAAGCCAACAUCCGGCCUCACCGUCCAGAAUGGGUCCAUGACAAAGCAGACUAUAUGCCAGAAACAAGGCUGAGAAUUCCAGCAGCUGAGCCCAUUGAAUAUGCUCAGUUUCCUUUCUACCUCAAUGGAUUGCGUGAAACUGCUGACUUUGUGGAAGCUAUUGAGAAAGUGAGAGCUAUCUGUAACAACUACACCAGCCUUGGGGUCCCCAGCUACCCAAAUGGAUACCCAUUUCUUUUUUGGGAACAGUACAUUGGGCUUCGUCACUGGCUCCUCUUGUCUAUUAGCGUGGUUCUGGCUUGCACAUUUCUGGUGUGUGCCCUCUUUCUCCUGAACCCCUGGACGGCUGGGAUCAUUGUGGUGGUGCUGGCUCUGAUGACCGUGGAGCUGUUUGGCAUGAUGGGUCUAAUUGGAAUAAAGCUGAGUGCAGUGCCUGUGGUCAUCCUGAUUGCUUCUGUUGGCAUAGGAGUGGAAUUCACUGUUCAUGUUGCUUUGGCAUUUUUAACCGCCAUAGGAGACAAGAACCGCAGGGCUGUCCUUGCAUUGGAGCACAUGUUUGCACCAGUAUUGGAUGGAGCUGUGUCUACUCUGCUUGGAGUGUUAAUGCUUGCAGGGUCCGAGUUUGAUUUUAUUGUCAGGUAUUUCUUUGCUGUUUUGGCAAUUUUAACCAUUCUGGGAGUUUUAAAUGGAUUGGUGCUGCUUCCAGUUCUUCUUUCAUUCUUUGGACCAUAUCCUGAGGUUUCUCCAGCUAACGGACGGAACAGAUUGCCUACUCCAUCUCCUGAGCCUGCCCCUAGCAUCGUGAGGUUUGCACUGCCACCUGGACACACAAAUAAUGGAUCAGAUUCAUCUGAUUCCGAGUACAGUUCUCAGACUACAGUGUCAGGAAUCAGUGAGGAACUCCAUCAGUACGAGGCCACUCAGAGCUCUGGUGCACCAGUCCACCAAGUAAUAGUGGAAGCAACUGAGAAUCCUGUCUUUGCCAGAUCGACUGUCGUUCAGCCAGAGACAAGAUGUCAUCAGCCAAGUCCAAAAUUACAGUCUAACCCAGAAGCCGGGUCCCAGCAGACAUGGCAUCAUAACAGACAACCUAGACGAGAACUGAGGGAAGGACUACGACCACCCCCUUACAGGCCGCGCAGGGACGCUUUUGAAAUUUCUACUGAAGGGCAUUCUGGACCUAGCAAUAGGGACCGCUCGGGCCAUAGGGCUCGCUCUCAUAACAUUAGAAGCCCAGCAUUCACUGCCAUGGGUACUUCAGUGCCAGCAUACUGCCAGCCUAUCACUACUGUGACUGCCUCCGCUUCAGUUACUGUUGCUGUACACCCUGCUGUGCACAGCCAUAACUCUCAUGGAGGAGGCUUUCCAUCUUACGAAGGAUACCAUGAAACUGACCAUGGAACAUUUGAGGACCCCCAUGUGCCUUUUAAUGUACGGUGUGAGAGGAGAAACUCUAAAGUAGAAGUAAUAGAACUGCAAGAUGUUGAAUGUGAAGAAAGGACAAAUGGCAACAGCUCAGAUUAAGGGUAACAACUGAAGCAAAGAAGAGGCCAAAGAUGGGGAAACCUCCUCUUUCCAGAACUGCUUGAAGAGAACUGCUUGAAGUUAUGGAAAAGGACAUGCUGCAUCAGGAUAACAGUUCACUGUUACUGUAACCUAUUGUAUUAUGUUGUUAAAUAUUUCUAUAAAUAUUUAAAAGGUGUACACAUAUGUAAUAUACAAAGGAACAAUGUAAAGUAGUAUAAUCUGGAGUUAACUCUUGUUAAUAGAGUGGGACAAUAUUGUUUGUGUUCUGUACUUAUUGUACAUUGAUCUCUGUGCCACAACUAAGCUUAAUCUAGUCCUAAAUUUCAGCAUAUGUUGCUGCUGCUUAAAUAUUGUAUAAUUUACUUGUAUAAUUCUAUGCAAAUAUUGCUUAUGUAAUAGGAUUUUUUGUAAAGGUAUGUGUUUAAAAUAUUUUAAAAUUUGCAUUUCACAACCCUGUGGUAGUAUGAAAUGUUACUGUUAACUUUCAAACACGCUAUGCGUGAUAAUUUUUUUUUUAAAUAAGCAGAUAUGAAGAAAAGCACGUUAAUCUUGGUGGUUUAAGUAGGUUUAGCUAUGUGCAGGUUUUGUUUUGCUGUGUGCAUGUGUGUGUAUGUAUGUUCCCAGUGUACUGUAGUGUAAUUUUUUUUACUGUAUGGUAACCCUUAGUGGGCUCAUUAACUCACUGAUGCUGGCAGAGUCAGGAUUUUCCUAUUGCUAAGUGCCAGUGAAAAAUGCCUUGGCACUUAACAACAGAAUCUCCAGACUGCUAUUGUCAAAGGGAUGAUUAAAAUAGAAGAGAGGACAGGUGGUCAGGGCAUAUGGAUUCUAUUACUAAAUCUUCCACUGACUUGCUGUGUGUGACUUUGGGCAAGUCACUUAACUUCCCCAUGCCUCAGUUUCCACAUCUGUAAA
Molecule: messenger RNA, 5948 nt
Organism: Terrapene triunguis (Three-toed box turtle)
Lineage: Eukaryota; Metazoa; Chordata; Testudines; Emydidae
Gene: PTCH1
Product: patched 1
Exons: 24
Coding region: 510-5033 (1507 amino acids)
Biological process (GO): smoothened signaling pathway
Cellular component (GO): plasma membrane
Molecular function (GO): smoothened binding; hedgehog family protein binding; hedgehog receptor activity
Source: RefSeq, a predicted model, not a curated record